Molecule: messenger RNA, 3523 nt
Organism: Geodia barretti
Lineage: Eukaryota; Metazoa; Porifera; Demospongiae; Tetractinellida; Geodiidae
Source: the annotation of a GenBank genome assembly
UGGCAUUGUAUGUCCACAGCAGCCGGGAUAUGCGGAAGGUCGGUGUGAAUAUAUAGAUCUUCUGCGGUGUCCUGUCGAGUCGUAAGUGCAGAGAGUUUCGUACUGCGAGAUCGACAGCUAGUUUGGAGCGAAAGAGACUGUACCGUACACGAGACAAGUCUCAUUCUUCUUCGCCCGGAGUUUUUGUUUGAUAUUACACGUCGUAUUGGGCACCUCGGGGCACGGAGGAUUUUGCCCGCGGCUGAAAAUACAAACCCAAACGUUUCUAUAGCUCCGGCGAAUUCAAGCGGUCGCCGAUUCUCUCCACCGCUUUUGAAAGAGUCAAGGAAAAGCUUUGCUGUGCAAAAUUCCCUUCAAGAACCAACUGUACACGAACGGAGAAGGAUACGUUUUCGUCUGGAACUCUGUGGUGUGUGCAUUUUCAUCGGACAGCGAGAAGUUUUACUGAUUGCUGUGACACAGGUAACCAUGACAACCCGGGCAGCUAAGAGACCCCGUUGCCAUGGCAGUGGACCGGCAGUUUGUGCCCAUCCCAAAAGAACAAGAAGAUCACUACAAACAGCUGAAGAAACCAGCAGGCAGACCCGACCCUAUCUCCAGGAGAGUGUCCCGACCGAAGUUCUAGUUCACAUCUUCUCGUUCCUUCGCGAACGAGAGCUCGCCAGAGUCGCCCGCGUCUGCCGCAGGUUCAGAGAGAUCGGAGAACUGCAGUCGUUAUGGAGAAACCUGUUUCACCGAGUCUUUGAACUAGAGGCGGCGUACGUCCGCCCGUCAUCGUCCGACCAGAAGACUCCGCCCACUUCUGAACUCAACUGGAAGGAGCAGUUUGCCCUCAUGCACGGAUGUCUUCACGUCUACCCAAAGAUGGCAUCCCUCCCCCUCUCUCAUCCCCUCAGGUCUGAGGCUCCUUACAGCCAGUAUUUCUCAACCAUAUCUGAAGCUGUCCAGUCGUCCAGUGAAGGUGACAGGAUAGUGGUUCAUCCUGGUGUCUAUAACGAGACUGUGGCACUGGACAAACCGGUUCAGCUUAUUGGAGCCGGUCCGGAGAAGGUGUUAUUAGUAAAUUCAUCGCUGACAGUGGUGGAUGUGAAGCCAUCUGCUGGCGAUGCUACCAUCGCUAACAUGGAGAUCAAGUUUGAUGCGCCGGAGGACAACCCCAGUCUGCGGCAGUACUGUAUCCAGGUACCAGGCGGAGCCAGUCCAAACGUACACAACUGUCAUUUCACCAACACGUCAUUCUGCGGUGCCUGUGUGUACAUUCACGGUUCAGGCGCUCGGCCACGUGUCACCCACUGCACCAUCGCCAACGCCAACAACGUGGGAGUGUUCGUGGACGACCACGCCCACGGGUAUUUCGAGCACAACAACAUCCACGGGAACAAGCUGGCAGGAGUUUGGAUCAAGAACUACGCCUCUCCCGUGUUCAGAGAGAACGAGGUCCACCACGGGAAAGAUGUGGGGUUCUUCGUAUUUCAAGACGGACAGGGGGUACUGGAGUCCAACGAUAUUCAUAGUAACAGGAUCGCAGGAAUCGAGAUCAAAAACGACGCAAAUCCAAUCAUCUACAGAUGCUCCAUUCAUCACGGCUCUACCGGCGGAGUUUACGUUCACGAUAGGGGACGUGGCCAGUUCAUAGAGAACAAGAUAUUUGCCAACACGUAUGCUGGAGUCUGGAUCACCAGCGAAAGUAAUCCGACACUUCGCGACAACGAGAUAUUUGGCGGUCUCCAGGGCGGAGUUUACUUCUUCGGAGGUGGGCGGGGUGUCCUCGAGAACAACAAUAUCCAUAGCAACACGCUAGCCGGAGUCCAAAUAAGGACGGGGAGCGACCCUAUCAUUAGGAAUAAUGAGAUUCAUCACGGUCUCCAUGGCGGCAUCUACGUGCACGAUAGUGGGCGUGGUCUGGUGGAGGUAACGAGAUUCAUUCGAAUGCGUUGGCUGGAGUUUGGAUCACUACUGGAGUCAGCCUGUUCUGAGGCAGAACAGGAUUCAUAGCGGAAAACAGGUUGGGAUCUAUUUCUAUGACAACGGAGGCGGAGUCCUCGAAAGAAACGACAUUUACAAUCAUUCUUUCUCCGGCAUCCAAAUUAGAACUGGUAGCAAUCCCAACAUUCGUCGCAACAAAAUCUUUGGCGGCAAAAACGGCGGAGUUCUAAUCUACAAUUCCGGAGAAGGUGUACUUGAAGAUAACGAUAUCUAUGGCAACGCACUCGCUGGCGUCUGGAUUAAAACAGACAGCAAUCCAACGCUGAGGAGGAACAAGAUUUACAACGGAAAAGAAGGCGGAGUCUGUAUCUUCAAUAGUGGGCGUGGUCUCCUGGAGGAUAACGACAUCUUCAACAAUUCACUCUCAGGUGAGGAAGUCAUGUGAUCUCUGUGUGGGAUCAUGUGACUUUCACAUGAGAAUGUAGUAUAUACAAUAAAACUUAGCUUUCUGCAAUUUCAACCAUCGAGUUGAAGAGAUUACAUCAUAAUUAGUGUGUUAUCAUGUGACUGUCACAUGACUAUCUCCAGGAAUCCUCAUCAGUUCAGGCAGUCAACCAAUCAUGCGGAGGAACAGAGUGUUUGGUAGCCAUGCCGCCGGAAUUGAAGUGACGAAUGGGGGCGGGGGCGAGAUCCAUGAUAACGAGGUAUUUGACAACAGAUUCGAAGGGAUCUGCCUGGCAACUGGAGUCAAGCCAACCGUGUCUGGUAACCGUGUCCAUGGCAACGGGAGAACUCUAAAAGAUGCCCUCUGCUCUGGAAAAUGUCUGUUCUCAAUCUCGGGAGACAACUCGUAUCCGAUGCACGACUUUUAUCGCUGCCUCACAUGCGAGAGCUCCGAGAGUGAUGCAAUCUGCGCCAACUGCGUCAAGAGUUGCCAUAGAGAACACAGAGUUCAGUUUGUCAGACACGACAGGUUUUUCUGUGACUGUGGUGCAGGGGCUCUAGGCUGCGAUUGUCUCCUAACUGGAUACCGUGCUUACUCGUCCCCCAAAAUCAGCCGCAACAUGCAUAACCAUGGAAACGCCUCCCAACCAAACAUCGCCGUUCACCAACAGAGCACCUCGACGUCCUAAACUCCGCCUCCUCUCUCUCUCUCUCUCUCUCUCUCUCUCCUCUCGUCUAUUUAGAGUUAUCGUUGUCAAUUAUACAUCAUUUUCAGGUCACAUUAAUCAUCACUGUCCCAAGUUUAUUGGGACGGGUUAUGUAAUACUUUAUCAUCCCCUCGUGCACAUAUAGGGUCGGUCUGUGAUUUUAAUUUUGAUGAACAGGAAAUACAGGCUCAUCGCAGAUUGUAUGUACGUCUGCUGUUUUUAAUUUGCAUAUAUUUGUGUUUUAUUAUUAUUAUUAUUACUCAUUAUGUUGUUGUAAUCAUCAUUCAAAUUAUUGCCACCAUUGAAAGGUUCUUUUUAGUGUAAUGUUGUUUUGUUACUUUUGUUUUUGUUGUUGUUGUGUUUCUUGUUUAACAUUCAACAUUCUUAAAAACAUUCUUGUUGUAAAGCGUGGUGUUAUGAAAUAGGAUGUAAAUGGAGGCCAUAAU